Dibothriocephalus latus is the source of this 297-nucleotide messenger RNA. The record is from the annotation of a GenBank genome assembly. NCBI's taxonomy places the organism in Eukaryota, Metazoa, Platyhelminthes, Cestoda, Diphyllobothriidea, Diphyllobothriidae.
AUGUCGCUGGGCAUUCGUGUGAUCAACUUUAUUGUUGCCCGGCUCUUAAAUGAUCGACAGUUUAAAACACUGCUGGAUGAAGUUGGAAAUAACUAUCAUGGUCUGCUUUUGCACAGCAAUGCACGUUGGUUAUCAAAAGGGAAGGUCCUUAGCCGUCUUUCGGAUUGCCUGACGGAAACCCGGACCUUCCUUGAAAUGAAGGGCAUUGAGCACCCUGAGCUAGCUGAAAUUGAGUGGCUCCUCAUAUUUUCACUAUCUUGUGUAUAUGACCGAACAUCUGAACCAGAUCAACGUUAA